Molecule: messenger RNA, 1248 nt
Organism: Trichomycterus rosablanca
Lineage: Eukaryota; Metazoa; Chordata; Actinopteri; Siluriformes; Trichomycteridae
Product: early growth response protein 1-A
Exons: 2
Coding region: 1-1248 (415 amino acids)
Biological process (GO): regulation of transcription by RNA polymerase II
Molecular function (GO): RNA polymerase II cis-regulatory region sequence-specific DNA binding; DNA-binding transcription factor activity, RNA polymerase II-specific
Source: RefSeq, a predicted model, not a curated record
AUGCUGAACAACGUCGAUUUAAACUCUCAGGACUCUUUCUACCCGCAGUUUGAUACCUGUACUGACUCCGCCAUCGGAAUGAUGGACACUAAAGAUAAUCAGAAUGUCUUCAUGGAUGCUGAACACACCACAAGUGCUCAGUUUUCACACGAAACAAUAGUCACUCCCAAAACAGAGCCCACUGAUGUGGAUCAGUACUCCUCGUGUCAUGGUUCCAAGGCGAGCUACGACACCUCGCUGUCCUACUCGGGCAGUUUCUUCGUGGAGGGCUGUCAGGGCACCCACUGCAGUACGGAGACUUUGCUUAACAUGAUCACUGAGAUUGUAGGCAUCUCCACAGGACCAGCUUCAGAAUCACAACAGCCCCAAGCCAUGGCAGAUCCUCCAUCAUCUGAGGCUGCAACUUUUCCCGUGGUGGUGAAAAGUGAGUUUGAGAGCAGUGGUGGUUGUUAUUACGAAUGGAGCACCUUCGGGAAAUCCGACAGCUAUCUCAGAUCAGACGCUUUUUCCGCGUCGAGCGACUUUCCGCCUGAGCACCAGCAGGUGGACAUGAAAGAUUUGCUGGAGUCACUGUCUCCGGCGUGUCCUAACCCAGAGAUGGAGUUUAAGGUAGAGCCGGGGAUAAAGCAGGAGCACGGUUACGGGGAAGCAUGCACCCAAAGUUUUGGCAUUCCCACCUAUAGCUACCCAGCUCCGGUUUUGGACACACCAACCAACAGUGUUCUCAAACCAAGCAUGUUUUCAAACUUCCAACAACUACCAGGACAGUGCGACCCACCCUACGCCACCUCCACUAUUGACACUCUCCUGUACUCCUCUCUCCUGCCCCCGGAGCCAUUCGCUCUGAGUCACACACGUCUGCCAAAGCCACCAAGGGCACGCAAGAGCACUAACCCAACCGCUACUUCCACCACCAAAGAAAAGCCCUUUACAUGCCCGAUGGGCGCCUGCGACAGGCGCUUUUCACGCUCGGACGAGCUCAACCGUCACAUCCGGAUUCACACGGGCCACAAACCCUUCCAGUGCCGCGUCUGCGCCCGCAGCUUCAGCCGCAGCGACCACCUGACCACACACACUCGCACGCAUACAGGAGAGAAACCGUUCGCCUGCGACGUCUGUGGCAAGAGAUUCGCACGCAGUGACGAGCGGAAGCGGCACGGACGCGUGCACCUCAGGCACAAGGAGAAGUCUGAGCUGGAGCCCCAAGGAGUCUCUACCUGGCCCUUCACUCUACCUGAGACUAUCUGA